AUGAAAAAGCAAACCAAAAUAUUCACUUCUCUUACAAAAGAUGUCAAGAAGAAAUUUAAAAAUUUUGUAAAAGGUACAAUUAUCAAAAACUCGAUCCAAUAUAGUACGAACACAAUAAAUAGAUUGAAAAAUAUUAAUCAUAUUUCCAAAUGGAAUUUUAAAUGA
Paramecium octaurelia is the source of this 165-nucleotide messenger RNA. The record is from the annotation of a GenBank genome assembly. NCBI's taxonomy places the organism in Eukaryota, Ciliophora, Oligohymenophorea, Peniculida, Parameciidae.